GGGGAAGCAAAGCAAAACCGCAUGGCUAAAAAUGGCGGCACCGAUACAACCUUAGCUUUAUCGACAGCGGUUGCAAAUUAGAGAUAAGAGUAUCAAGUUCUUACAAUAGAUUUUUUGUUUUUAAGUUCGAGAUACAUUGUGCUGUGGCGUGAGUUCUAAGGUUGUUUGUUUCUGUUUUCUUUCGAUGGGAAAGUUGGAUCGUUGUUGUUGAUGGUAUUAUGGGAACAAGAAGUGGGGUUUCUUUUGUGGGUUCAAAGAAAGAAGAUAAAGCCAAAGACCUCGAAGUGUUAAGAAUGCAAGCUAAGGAAUCUUAUAGAGUUAUGUCUGAAGACCACCAUCAUCAUGAAGGGUCGACUCAGUUAUUACCAUCAUCAUCAUCUUCUUCUUCUUCUUGUAGUGGUAGUUUUGAUGGCGGUGGAAGCGGUGCUGGUGCUGGUGGGCCUUUGUUUUAUAGUAGAAGCAACCGUGUUGCGUGUUUUGGCGAUAUAUACGAUGUGGUUGGCGCUAGUGAUGCAGAUGCAGUAUUGGCAGGAUCAAAGUUCUCUUCGUUUACCUUCAAUCUCUCAGGAGAAAUGACACCAUCAUCUAUGAAUAUGGGAGUCCCUUUCACAGCUGCUCAGUUGCAAGAACUGGAAAGACAGACCAUAAUUUACAAGCAUAUGAUGGCUUCUAUUCCUGUCCCUCCUGAACUACUUAUACCCAUCACUAAAACUCAAUCAAACGCCUCUCCGACACAAUUCCAUGUUGUAAAAGGUUCAUUAGAAAUGGGGAUUUCAAGCUGUACAAACUCGGAUCCGGAGCCAUGGAGAUGCAAAAGAACAGAUGGAAAGAAAUGGAGAUGCUCAAGAGAUGUGGCACCUGACCAGAAGUAUUGUGAGAGACAUUCUCACAAGAGCCGCCCUCGUUCAAGAAAGCCUGUGGAAUUACAUACUGACUCCAUGGCCAGCAAUAGUAAUAAUUAUAUCACUAAUACUCAGUUGCUUAAUCAAAAACCACACUUUCCAAGCCAAACAAAUUCCCAUUUAUCAAACUUCCCUAGUGCAAUGGUCUCUGCUUCUGCUACUGCUGCCAAUUCAUUUAAUCAGCCCAGGGGCUUGGAAUGGUUCUUGAAGGGCGAGACAGCUCCUGUUCCUAGUAAUUCCGAUCAAGAAUGGCAUUAUCUGAAGCAAGACAGAAUCAAGGGUAGUGAUGAAAAACUGUAUCAUUAUAGAGAAGGACAAUAUGACUCAAAUUCAUAUAUGAAUUUAAGAGAUAACAGUCACUCAUUGCAAGCUCAUCGCUUGAAUGAAAAUUGCAGCUUGUUAUUAAGCCCCAAAUCGACAAUUCUAAACCCCAGUAGCCAGACCCAAGCACAAGAGACGAGGCAUUUCUUAGAUGCCUGGUCAACAGCAAUGAGAGAGAGCAAUGCUGGUGGACUUGACCAUGAUCAGUGUUCUGAUUCUUCGAGUGAGAAAAUACUGCCACUUUCAACUCUAACAUUGUCAAUGUGUGGUGUAAGUCAAACUAAUGAGGAAAAUGAUAAUGGACAAGCAAGUAGUACUUUUGGGAUCAUGGGUUCGGAUAAAGAUGCUGCCAGUGUUCUCAGACCACAUUGGAUGAUGAACCAUGGUUCAUGGAUGAGUUCACCACCUGGUGGACCGUUAGCUGAAGCGCUGUGCCUUGGCAUUUCAAAUAGUACAAGAGCUGAUUCUAAUUUGGCAUCAUCUAAUGGGAGCAGCUAUGACAUUAACAAUAAUAGCUAAUUUAAGUUUCAAUUGUCUACCCCUUUUUGUGUCUCUGAUUGCUAAGUGAAAACUAAUGACUAUGAAAUGAACCUGCAACUGUACUUAAUUGGGCAAUCUAGAUUCUAGUCCCUCUCCCUUUCUGUAUCCAUUUUGUAAUACAUCCCUAUGGUUGAGCCAAGAAGAGGAGCUCCAUAGUGCAAGGAAUAUGAGCUUCAGUGCAUUGCUUGGCCGAGCCCAUGGUUUUUAA
Ricinus communis (castor bean) is the source of this 1971-nucleotide messenger RNA. RefSeq names its product growth-regulating factor 8. Gene Ontology annotation, molecular function: ATP binding. Gene Ontology annotation, cellular component: nucleus. Gene Ontology annotation, biological process: regulation of DNA-templated transcription; developmental process; DNA-templated transcription. The record is from RefSeq and is a predicted model, not a curated record. The transcript has 4 exons. The coding region runs from base 219 to 1742 and encodes 507 amino acids. NCBI's taxonomy places the organism in Eukaryota, Viridiplantae, Streptophyta, Magnoliopsida, Malpighiales, Euphorbiaceae.